AUGCUUCUUUCCAACCUUGUCCCCACCAUCCUCCUCAUUUCCGUCGUAACCGGCCUGAACCGCCACCUCGUCGUCCUCAGGGCCUCGGAAACCCUCGAUCUGUUCAUGAAAUACGACCUCACCAUCCCCAAGGCCCACCGAGCCCGAGAGUUCAUUGGAAAGCAGUUCCAGAUCGGCAAUCUCCACGGAUUCGUGGGCAACUUUUCAGCGUCCGUCCUAGAACGCCUCAAGCGGUGCCCCAUGGUCGCCGAGGUCACGCCCGAUAUCGAGAUUCUGGCGUUCCAGGUUGUAGAGCAGCACAAUCCACCUACACACUUGGCACACCUUUCCAGCCGGGACAAACAAGUCACGCAGUACCGCCACCAGCCGUACUACUACGACGACGACGAGACAGGCAAAAACGUGAAUGUGUACAUUGUGGAUCUGGGUUUGGCGCUUGAACAUGGAGAAUUCGAAGGACGAGCGUUUUUUGGCAAAGACUUCACCAACGAAGGCAGCGGCGACACCAACGGGCACGGGACGCAUGUUGCAGGGAUAGUCGGGUCGGCUACGUACGGCGUGGCGAAAAAAGUACGCCUUUUCGAGGUGAAAACCUUGGACAAACAGGGCCAAGGCACACUAUCCGGGAUUUUAGGAGCUAUGGAGUUUGUGGUGACCCACCGGCGCCGGGCCAAAGUGCCAGGCGUGGUGAAUCUCUCGCUUGGAGCGGUGAAAAACAGCAUUUUGAACCGGGCCGUGGACGCCGCCGCCGGUACCGGGAUCGUGGUUGUAGUAGCCGCUGGAAACACCAAUGAAGAUGCCUGUCGAACGUCUCCAGCGAGUGCCCGAGGCGCCAUUACCGUGGGCGCUGUUGACGAGCUGACGAUGGCGUUGGCGGAAUUUUCGAACUGGGGCAGCUGUGUGGAUUUGUACGCUUCAGGCGUGGAGGUUUCUUCUGUGGAUCCAUAUAGUGAGGAGGCCCAGAUACUCACGGGAACGUCGAUGGCGGCGCCUGCGGUGGCUGGUAUGGCGGCGGCGUUACUUUCGGGCGGGAUUUCGCCGUAUGACGUGAAGAAAGAGUUGGUUUCGUUGGCGGUGGAUUCGAUGAUUCCGCUGAGGAAGGCGAGAAACCGGGUUUUGUAUAACGGGAUGGACCCCGUGGAGAGCGAGGGGGAGGAGGUCUUGGAGGAGAGUGACGAGACCCCACCGGACGCGUCUCCAGACCAGGAUGCUCCAGGCGAUAAAGGAUACAACACAGCUGCUCCUUCGACGGUGGCCCCUUUUUCUGCGUUUCGUACGCCCUACCUCAAUUCAAGCCAUUGGGCGGGCGUGGAAGGCAUGGGCCAUGGGCCCGACCGCUUCUAUCGAGUUUACGGCGACGACAAGCUGUCUGCAAAGACUGAGAACACCCAAGCCGGCGAUGCCGCUUUGAAUGGCGACCCGUACCCAGCAUGGGCACCAAGUGAGCAAAUGCCUGUUUCACGUAACAAGAUUGGCGCCAUCAUGAACCACUUGACCAAGGUGUUCGGCUUCCAGGAGGAUAACGCUAAGAACAUGUACCACUAUUUGAUGCGGAUGCUUGACUCCAGAGCCUCCCGGAUGGGACCUCAGAAUGCAUUGCGUACACUUCACGGUGACUACAUUGGCGGGCCAAACGCCAACUUUCGUAAAUGGUAUUUCGCUGCUGAGAUGGAUGUCGACGAUGCUCAUGGCUGGGCAAACGUCAAGAGAAGCGGAAUCAUCAGGCAGACCAAGGAGCGAGUUACUCCCUAUGAACGUGCCGUUGAGCUGUGGUACAAGAAUAUGCUGCGCUUGACCCCAAUUGACUAUGUCACCCAGCUCUCCCUCUUUUUGUUGUGCUGGGGAGAAGCCAACAACGUGCGUUUCAUGCCUGAGUGUCUUUGCUUUAUCUUCAAGUGCUGCAAUGACUACUACUAUUCUCUCGAUGAAGAGAACGAGACGGAGUCCAACAUGCCCUUCUUGGAUCGUAUCAUUACCCCCAUCUAUGAUACCUACCGGAAGCAGUGUUACGACGUCAAAGGAAACGACAUGAGCAGAAGCGAUAGGGACCACUCCUCUAUCGUUGGGUAUGACGACAUGAAUCAGUUAUUUUGGCAUCGUUCUGGAAUUGAGCGCAUCACAUUAGGCGAUUCAACUCCUCUCAUGUACUUGAACCGCGAGGACCGUUAUCAUCUGUUUGCUGAAGUUAAUUGGGAGCGGGCGUUCUACAAAACAUACCACGAAACACGUUCUUGGCUUCAUGUCUUCACGAACUUCAACAGAGUGAUUCUCAUUCACUUUUGCGUGUUUUGGAUCUAUACUUCCUUCAAUUCGAAGCCUCUCUACACUCCGAGAUACUCGAUAACCGUCGAUGAGAGAACCCCACCCCAAACCACUCUCACUGUGAUGGCUUUAGCUGGGAGUUGGGCUUGUAUCAUUUCGCUCGUGAGUUUAUUGCUUGAAUUGUGCUUCGUUCCAAGAAAAUGGCCUGGUGCUCACCCUGUGGUACGUCGAAUUAUCUCAAUAGUGAUUCUUUUUGUCAUCAACACAACUCCUACCAUUGUUUUAUUUUUCACAUCAAAGCUUAACGAAAGAGACACACUCUCAGUUGUCGUCACAUCUUUUCAAUUGGCGUUUGCCUUUGGCGUGAUAUUAUACUUGAUUUUUAAGACCCAGGGAAAUCAAUUCGGGGCUCGACCUAAUGGACGCACCGCUUUUGCCUCAGAAGCUUUUACUUCCAACUUUUUUAUCUUGAGAGGCUCAGAUAAACUUGCAUCGUAUGGCUUGUGGGUAUGCGUCUUCACUUCGAAGUUCUUGGAAUCUUACUUUUACUUGACUCUUUCACUCAAAGACCCGUUGCGGGAGCUUUUCAUAAUGAGGGUCAACAGAUGUGUGGGUGACGAGUGGAUAGGCUCCUGGCUUUGCAAUGCACAACCUCGUAUAAUUCUUGUUUUGAUUGUGGUUCUCGACUUCAUCCUAUUCUUUUUGGAUACCUAUUUGUGGUAUGUGAUAUGGAAUACAGUUAUCUCAGUCCUUCGGUCGUUUUAUAUCGGAGCAUCUAUCUGGACCCCUUGGAGGAACAUUUUUUCGAGACUUCCAAAACGAAUUGCCUCCAAGGUCUUGGUGACAAACAGUAACAACAAACAUGGCCAAAAGAUCCAAGUGUCAAAAGUCUGGAAUUGUCUCAUUAUUGCGAUGUACCGAGAGCAUUUCUUAUCAAUUGAACAAGUUCACCGAUUACUUUACGAGUUCACUUACACUUGCAAUGACGACGGCAAUGUGGUAAUUCGUGAGCCUACAUUUUUUGUCUCUCAGGAGGAUGACUCUAUCAGGAAUUCUUUGUUCCAUGAUAAGUCAGAAGCUCAAAGAAGAAUCACUUUCUUUGCUCAAUCAUUAUCGACACCAAUGCCAGAUAUCAGAGAGGUAAGGGCAAUGCCCUCAUUCACUGUCUUAGUCCCUCACUACACGGAGAAAAUCAUUUUACUGUUGAAGGAAAUUAUCAAGGAAGAGGAUAGGUUUUCGCAUGUCACGAUGUUGGAGUAUCUCAAACAAUUGCAUGCUUCUGAAUGGGCAAACUUCGUUUGGGACACCAAGCAAAUGGCAGAGGAGGACGAUUCAGAAGAAUCAGUACUUUCGCUUUCUGCUUCUGAGAAGCACGAUGAUCUCCCAUACUAUUCUGUUGGGUUCAAGACUGCAACACCUGAAUACGUAACAAGAACGAGAAUAUGGGCAUCUUUGAGAUCACAAACGCUUUACAGAACUGUUUCUGGUUUCAUGAACUAUACCAGAGCUUUAAAGCUUCUUUCAGAUUUGGAGAUUAGCAAAGAUCAUUAUUCAGAUUCCAACGACGAGGGCAAAUUGAGGAUCAUCAAUGAGAUGGCAGCUCGAAAGUUCCGCAUCAUUGCAUCGAUGCAGCGUUUCAAAAGAUUCACUGAAGAGGAGAAGGAGAACACAGAGUACUUGAUGCGUGCUUACCCAGAGCUUCAGAUUGCUUACAUUGACGAAGACAUGGACGAGGAAACGGGUAAGGUAACAUAUUACUCGGCAUUGGUCGACGGUACAUGUCCCGUUCUGGAAUCAGGAGAAAGGAUACCCAUCUAUCGGAUAAGGCUUUCUGGGAAUCCAAUAUUGGGUGAUGGUAAGUCUGACAAUCAAAACCAGGCACUUAUCUUUUCCAGAGGGGAGUACAUUCAACUUAUUGAUGCAAACCAAGACAACUACAUCGAAGAGUGUCUCAAGAUACGGAACACGUUAGCUGAAUUUGAGGAGCAAAGAAUCUUGGAUCCAUAUAGUUCGGAAGCAAGGAGAUCAAUUUCUCCUAAUCCUGUUGCGAUUGUUGGCCUGAGAGAAUACAUCUUCUCGGAGAACAUUGGAAUCUUAGGCGAUGUCGCUGCUGGUAAGGAGCAAACUUUUGGUACCCUUUUUGCUAGAACUUUGUCUCAGAUUGGCGGAAAACUCCAUUACGGUCAUCCUGAUUUUCUAAACGUGGUUUUCAUGAGCACUCGAGGAGGAGUUUCAAAGUCUCAAAAGGGCCUCCACUUGAAUGAGGAUAUCUACGCUGGCAUGAACGCGAUACUCAGAGGGGGAAGAAUAAAGCAUUGUGAAUACAUUCAAUGUGGAAAGGGUCGAGACCUUGGCUUCAGUUCAAUUCUGAAUUUUAUCACUAAAAUUGGAGCUGGUAUGGGCGAGCAGCUCCUUUCGAGAGAGUACUUUUAUUUGGGUACCAAGCUUCCACUUGAUCGGUUCCUCUCAUUCUACUAUGCGCAUGCUGGGUUUCAUCUCAAUAAUGUUUGCAUUAUCUUGUCAAUCCAGUUGUUUCUUCUUGUGGGCGUCAAUAUUGCAGCAUUAUCCAAUGACUCUUCCAUAUGCGAAUUCGACAAGAACAAGCCGAUCACUGAUCCUCGUCGGCCCCAUAAUUGUUUGAACCUUGUUCCUGUUAUUCGUUGGCUUGAGAGAUGUAUUUAUUCUAUUUUUGUUGUGUUCAUUAUAUCUUUCAUUCCUUUGGGCGUUCAAGAGAUAACUGAGAGGGGAUUUUAUAAAUGCUUUGCAAGACUCGGGAAGCAUUUCUUGUCACUUUCACCAUUAUUCGAAGUCUUCGUGUGCAAAAUCUAUGCAAAGUCUAUUACGGGGGAUAUCGCCGUGGGAGGAGCACAGUACAUUGCGACCGGCAGGGGACUUGCAACAAAAAGGGAGCCCUUUUCGAGUUUGUUCACAAGGUUCGCUAACGAAUCCCUCAAUUCAGGAGCCUUCUCAUUACUUCUUGUGGUAUACAUUUCUGUAUCUUGGUGGAAGUUUUCCUUCCUUUAUUUUUGGAUGACAGUACUUGGUCUCCUCAUCAGCCCUUUCCUUUUUAAUCCGAAUCAAUUCUCGAGAGCUGAAUUUUUCCUCGACUACGGGCAUUACUUGAAGUGGCUCUUCAGCGGUAAUUCAACUGUUCAGGACGAAUCAUGGAUACGACACACAAAGAUUGCAAGAAGCCGUUUCACAGGAUUGAAGCUGAGACUCAGAUACGGAGAUGAGGAUGUCAAGUUCACAAGCGAGGUGAAACCAACCAGAUUCAACAUCGUCCUUCUAAGCAUCAUUCCAGAGGUAUUCAGCCUUGCGUUCAUUGGCUGUGCAUAUCUCUUUUCAAACUCCCAGGCCGAAACGAGAAACGCCAUACCAAGUCUUUCAGUUUAUCGAAUUCUUUUCGUCUCAGCGGCUCCCAUAGCUGUAAACAUCGCCAUUUUGGUUGCAUUUUUUGUCGUUUCUGUCAUUUUGGGGCCACCAUUGAGCUUCUGCUUCAAAAGUUUUCCGAGUGUAAUCGCUGCUACCGUUCACAUCCUAGCAUUCUUGAACCAGAUAUUCUUCAUUGAGUUGUUAUGGGUCUUACAGAAUAUGGAUGUGCCUCGAACUUUACUUGGAAUUGCUAGUAUGAUCCUUAUCCAGCGUAUUAUCUUGAGAUUUGUCAACGCGAUGAUGCUAACCAGAGAGUUUCGCCACAGUAAGUCAAACCAGGCAUGGUGGUCAGGUAAAUGGGUGACUGCAGAGUUGGGGUGGUUGACUUUCACGCAACCGAUCCGUGAGUUCAUUUGCAAAAUCAGUGAGCUCACAUAUUUCACUGUGGAUGUCAUCGUUGGCCACACCAUCUUCUACAUUCAGCUUCCAAUCAUUUUUUGUCCCUUCGCUGAUACAUGGCACUCCUUUAUGUUGUUGUGGGUGAAGCCUGGAUCUAGCAUUCGGCGCAGGCUUCUUUCGAAGAAGCAAAGAAGCAGACAGAGGAUGCAGGUGUUUUGGAUAGGGUUGCUCUUCUUCUUCAUCCUUGUGAUCUUUGUGGGAUUCAUUUUGGCACCGAUCCUUGCAAGCAAAAUUUGA
Messenger RNA from Candidozyma pseudohaemuli, 6333 nucleotides. It is a transcript of the gene GSL2, whose product is annotated as Gsl2p. The transcript has 3 exons. Gene Ontology annotation, cellular component: 1,3-beta-D-glucan synthase complex; plasma membrane. Gene Ontology annotation, molecular function: serine-type endopeptidase activity; 1,3-beta-D-glucan synthase activity. The record is from RefSeq and is a predicted model, not a curated record. The coding region runs from base 1 to 6333 and encodes 2110 amino acids. Gene Ontology annotation, biological process: (1->3)-beta-D-glucan biosynthetic process; proteolysis; fungal-type cell wall polysaccharide biosynthetic process. NCBI's taxonomy places the organism in Eukaryota, Fungi, Ascomycota, Pichiomycetes, Serinales, Metschnikowiaceae.